AUGUCAAAUCUCCUCGGAAGUUUAACCGCGUUUGACCACAAUUCCCAGGAAUGGGAGAUUUUUAAAAGCAGAUUAGUGCAAUAUAUUAAGUUAAAUGCGGUAACGGCGGACAAUGAGUGUGCUUUACUUUUAACUCAUUUAAGUGACGAGACAUACCGACUGGUAAGGAACUUAGUGCAUCCGAAGAAAGUCGAGGAUUCUAAGUUCGAGGAGCUAGUAGCGGUGUUAGAUAAACAAUUAGCACCAAAACGUUGUAUUUUCGUCGAACGGGCGAAAUUUUACGAGGCGACGCGUGACGUUGCAGAAAACAUCGAACAAUGGGCGGCUCGAAUAAGUGGACUUGCUGUACGCUGCGAGUUUGGAGCCCCCUUGGAUGAGCUGCUUAGGGACAGAUUCGUGCUGGGGCUGAGCGUAGGCCCAGAGCGCGACCGGCUGUUCGAGCAGGAUGCUGCCACGUUAACGUUCGCGAAGGCCGUGGAAGUGGCCCAGAAGGCGGCGUAUGCUAGGAGCGCACGUACUACGUCUGUUCCUGCUGCCGUCGUGCAAGUCAAGCAGGAGCCGGUGUACCGGGUGGGUACAAGUCGCCCUGGUACCGGGGGGUCCUCCGACUCUCGACGCUGCUCCGUCUGCGGGCUUAAGAGCCACGACGCAAGUAAAUGUAAAUACAAGAACUACCGCUGCCAGGGAUGUGGACAAAAGGGGCAUCUAAAAAAGGUGUGCAACGCUGAGAAGGCGAAACAGUGUCGUGUUAACUGCAUUCAAGCUGACCUUGAGGGAUCAGCUGAGGCUUCUCAGAGUGCUGAAGGUUGCAAGGAGUGCGAGCAAUUUAAUUUAAGGUACGUUAAUUAUGCACCAAUAUUAUUGGAUGUAGAUCUUAACGGUAAAAAGUUAACAAUGGAACUUGAUUGCGGUUCAGGCGCGAGUGUGAUAAGUGACAAAUUAUAUUAUAAAACGUUUUCGGACACUAAAUUAAAAAAAUGCGAUUUAAAAAUGUGUUUCUACAAUGGUCAUCAAGUCACGCCACUGGGCUAUUUCACUACAAAAAUAACAUAUUUUAAACAAACGCAUGACAUAGAUAUUUAUGUUAUGGAGGAUGGUAGUCGUUUAGGUCUAUUGGGCCGUGAUUUUAUGACCAAGUUUAACAUGUAUUUUGCGAUUGACAAACAAAGAAUUAAUUUUGUUAGUUCGGAAUCGUUUCAAAGUGAAUUACCGCGGUUGCUAAGCGAAUAUUCGAGCCUUUUUAGUGAAGACUUAGGUAAAUUUAAUACAUUUCAAGUAGAAUUGAGAUUAAAAGAAAAUGUUACGCCUAAAUUCUUUAAGCCUCGUACGGUUCCUUUUGCUAUUAAAAAUAGGGUAGAGGAAGAAAUUGACAGGCUCGUUGGUUUAGAAAUAUUGGUACCGGUAACAUUUUCUAAAUAUGCGACACCUAUAGUGCCGGUUUUAAAGGAUAACGGCAAAAUAAAGAUAGCGGGUGAUUUUUCCGUAACGCUCAAUAAAGAUAUGAUAAUAGAUAAGUAUCCUAUGCCCCGUAUCGAAGAGGUGUUCGCGCGGCUCGGUGGCGGUAACCGUUAUACGAAACUCGACCUUAGUAACGCAUAUAAUCAAUUUGUUUUAUCAGACGAUUCACAAGAGCUCACUACUAUAAAUACAACAAAAGGGUUGUAUAAGUAUACGAGGCUCGUGUAUGGACUAGCUAACGCGCCGGCUAUUUUCCAACGCGCAAUGGAGACACUCCUAGUAGGUAUAGAAGGAGUCAGCUGUUGGCUCGAUGACGUAUGCGUAACGGGACCUACUGAUGAAUUGCAUUUAUCGCGAUUACGGGAGGUUUUAAAAAGGUUUCAUGACUCGGGUUUAAGAUUGCAAAAAAGUAAAUGUGACUUUUUUAAAAACAGUGUAACUUACCUCGGUUUUGUAAUAGAUAAAAAUGGUCUACGUGCAUGUCCUAAGAAAACCGAGGCUAUUUUAAACGCGCCUAAACCGGCAAAUAUUUUAGAUGUUCAGCGUUUUUUGGGCAUGGUAAAUUAUUACCGCGGUUUCGUACCUAACGCGUCAGGCAUGCUGAGCCCUCUCCACGAAUUAUUGCGCAACGGGGCAAAAUGGGAGUGGGGUUCCCGACAGCAAGAGGCUUUUGAAAGCGUAAAAAAAGAACUGUGUUCAGAUCGGGUACUGGGUCAUUUCGACCCCGCGGCACAGCUGGUGUUAUCAGUAGAUGCUGGGCCUGGCCUUGGUGCGGUUCUGAGUCAACGUGACCCACAAACGGGAGCGGAACGGCCGCUUGCUUUUGCCUCGCGAUCGUUAACCCCUAGUGAGCGAAAUUACAGCCAAAUUCAGAAGGAAGCUACUGCCUUAAUAUUUGGAGUAAAACGUUUUCAUCAGUAUUUAUAUGGUAGACAGGAACCAUUUAUCUUAAAAUCGGAUCAUCGACCAUUAUUAUCCAUUUUUGGUAAAAAGGUUGGAAUAUCCGUAAUGGCGGCGUCUCGACUUCAGCGUUACGCGAUUAUACUGUCGGCCUAUAACUAUGACGUCCAAUACAUAAGUGGCUCGAAAAAUAUAGUAGCGGAUUAUUUUUCUCGCGCGCCGCUGCCGGAAUGUGACGAUGAAGAGGAUGAGGGAAAUAUUUCUUUUCUAAAAUUUUUAGACGCAAGUGUGGCACCAGUAACAUUUGAUGAUUUAAGGCAAGCUACCGAAGCUGAUCCAGUGUUGCAAACUGUAAUUAAGUAUAUGAGCCACGGAUGGCCACGAAAAAUCGUUUGCAGUUCAGUUAUGCCCUUUUUCAAUUGCAAAGCUGACCUGGAAGUAGAUGACGGUUGCUUGUUUCGUGGUCAUCGGGUAGUUAUUCCGACGUCGUAUCGUAAUCAGAUAUUACAGGACUUACACUCUGGUCACUUAGGCAUAGUAAAAACAAAGAGUAUCGCGCGUAGUAAAUUGUGGUGGCCAAAAAUCGAUUCCGAUAUCGAACAAUGGAUAGGAUCAUGUGCAGUUUGUGUGGCCACGCGACCCUCCCCGCCGCGCGCCGCGCCCGCGGCUUGGCCUCGCCCUCCGGCCGCUUGGCAUAGGAUACAUAUCGACUCCGUGGGAGGAACUCCUAUCGCUGUCGGGUCAACGAUGAAGUACCUGGGACUCGUCCUCGAUAGCAAAUGGAGGUUCGUAGAGCAUUUCAAGCGCCUGGCACCUAAGUUGAUGGCUGCAGCCGGAGCGCUUGGACGGAUUCUCCCAAAUCUGGGCGGACCGGGAGGGGCCUGCAGGCGGCUCUAUAUGAGUGUCUUACGCUCAAUGGCGCUUUACGGGGCGCCAAUAUGGGCGGAUACCCUGAGGUCUAAAAGUGCGGCCCUAUUGCGUCGACCGCAGCGCCCUAUAGCCCUCAGGGUUGCUCGAGGGUACCGUGACAAUUCACAUGUGGCAGCCGGCCUGCUGGCUGGAAGCCCGCCAUGGGACCUUGAAGCCAAGGUGCAGUCCGCUGUCUAUUGGCGGGUGCAGGCUGCUAGGAGGGAGGAAAACUGGCCCGCCCCUCAAGAAGUUCGCCAGUGGCGGGAAGAGGCGCGAGAAGUGCUCUUCGAAAAGUGGUCGGAGCGUUUAGAGAUCCCGGGAGCUAGCCGGGACCUGGUGGCUGCUAUUCGGCCCGUUCUGAAGGAAUGGGUCGAACGCAAACAUGGCGCACCCUCCUUCCAUCUCACACAGCUCCUGACGGGGCACGGCUGCUUCGGCUGGUACUUGUGUGAGAGGGUGGGAAGAGAGCCAACAACGGCGUGUCACCACUGUGGAGGAGGAGCCGUGGAUACGGCCAAGCACACGCGCGAAGAGUGCCCUGCGUGGGCGGAGCCUCGCGCUGUCCUGUCCACGGCUAUAGGAGGUGACCUCUCACUGCCGGCGCUAAUCCGCCGCAUGGUGGACAGUGAGGAGGCAUGGGCGGCAGUGACCUCCUUCAGUGUCACCGUCAUGACGCAGAAGGAGGCGGCAGAGCGAAUGCGCGAGGAUGAUGCGAGCUCGCUCCCUCAGCGCCGCAGGAGGCCGGGCAGGCGGCGAAGAGCCUUCGCGGCCCGAAUGCUGCCACCCUAACGGAACCCUGCGGGUGAUGGGUCGGGAGUUCCAUCACCCGCCUGAAGAGGUUCCGAGCUGGAAGGCCCUCGCGUGUUCCGAGGUGCCUUCAGUGAAGUAGGCUGCUCGAGCAGCCCGAAAAGAUGGUCCCGCAAGGGCAACGCCGGCAGGGUAUCGGUGGCCUGCCACCGUGUUCCCGAAACCCCGUCAACAAAGCGAGCGCCAGAACACCCCAGGGGGUUUAGUCCGUGGGAGUCGGACAUACCCACUCGGCUUCUCCCGGGCCAGUGGGAUCCAUAACGGAUUCCCCCUGGGUCAUCAAAAAAAAAAAAAAAAAGGAUACAUAUCGACUACAUGUCAUUUGAGCAGCGGGUAUACUUAAUAGUUAUAGAUGCGUAUAGCAAAUGGCUCGAAUGUUUGUUUAUGAAAGGCGGUACGUCUACACGAUCUCUAAUACUCGAGUUGAAAGAAUUGUUUUCAAGGUUUGGCGUGCCACAUGUUAUUGUAUCAGAUAACGAUGUUAAAAUUAAGUCAACAGAAUUUGAGCAUUUUUGUGCGAUGAAUGGCAUUAGAUAUGUAACAUCACCUAUUUAUCAUCCUGAAAGCAACGGACAAGCCGAAAAUUCUGUAAGAAUAUGUAAAAAGAUGUUAAAAUGUAUAUUAUCUACCGGCAAUUCCCAUACAGAUGUACAUAAUAAGUUAUUAGGAUAUUUAUUUGAAUAUCGAAAUACAUCGCAUUGUUCUACUGGCGUAUCGCCAGCGCAAAUCAUGUUUGGCCGUAGUUUGAGGUCGCGUUUGGAUCUGGUCUUACCUCAACGUAAAAAUGAUUUUGGUUUAAAAAACCACAAUGAAGAGCUACCUUGUAGACAAUUUAAAGUGGGGGAUAAAGUAUGGUUAAGAUGGUUUACAGCAAGAAAACAAUUUUGGACUUUAGGUUUUAUACAAAAUAUAAUUGGUAACCGGAUGUUUGAAUUAUAUGUUAACGAUUACAAUGUUUUGUGCAAACGGCACAUUGAUCAGAUUAUAAGGUAUACGGGGACCACAAAAUGUGACAGUGAUGUAAGAAAAGGUGAGGACGAUGACAAGUACACGUGGUUCACUCCACCACCGCCCUCGGCAUCGCCGCCAUCUUCGCCCCCAUUACCAAGUGACGAAUUAAGUAAUUCGCCUCCUUCUCCAACGACUGUGACUCAGCGGUCGGAUCCCGUUUCCGACGAAAUAGGAAGUGAGGAGUGUAACACAGAGUUACCGGUGGAAAAGGAGGCAGAGCAAAGUUCAACGGACACAAGUUCGAAUGUGGAACCUGCAUCCUCAUCCGUCGCGGAUAGCGCCCCCGCGCCGCCGCUACGGAUUGGCCCGACCUUGAGGCCUAGAACUAAGAAAAUAGAUUAUACAUUGUAAAAAAAAGGAGUAGUAAGUAAGUGUUAGUUUUAAUUCUUUGUGUUUUCUUAUUGUUAUCAGGUUUCAAAAUUAAAGGGGAAGGAGUGACGUGUAUGCGCCCGCGCCGCCCCCCACCUCAGUAAUAAACUAGCUUCGCUAUAUACCGGUCGUUGGUCAUUUCGCACCCCAAGUACUUCCCACGGGGUCUAGUCACGUCUGAACGCCACGAUUGAAGUGCCAAAAAUAUGUAUACACGACUUUAUGGUCCAUAUAUUAGGGUAGUUUAUACAUAUUUAUGGCACUUUGUCCGUAUCGAUAUUUUCAUUAGUGACCGUACCUAUAGUAUAUGUAAUUAUGUUUAAGAAUGUUGUUUCAGUUGCAGCUGUUGCAAUGUUCAACUGUAGGUUAAGUUAUUUCUCUAAAGAUGGUCAAAGACUGAAUUAAAAAAAAAGUAGAUUUAAUAUAACAUUCGUCCAUUUGAUAGUCGUAAAUGUAUCGUAGAAUUAAUAACGUUUGUGUUAGUAGUCGUGAGUACAUAAUUAAGGAAGUACAUUAUAUUGAUUACUAGAAUUCAUCCCAAAUGAUAAUCAAAGGGAGGAAGUCCAAUUAGGGCCUGUUUCACAAUGUCCAAUAAAAUCCUGAAUAAGCUACUUGCCACUUAUCUGACGAAUAAAGUCAAUUUUGGCGUUUCACAAUAAAGAUAUGAUAAAGAAAGAACAUUGUGAAACAUGCCCUUAGACUAGAAAAUCACAGAAUCAGAGAUUGAAGUUGUACAGCAAACCGAUUAUAAAACAACUUUACAUCAUAUCUUACUUAACUUUACUUAUUCAGUUCAAGGAAAAAUAAACCGUAUUCCAUUGGAA
This is a messenger RNA of Cydia pomonella (codling moth), 6278 nucleotides long. RefSeq lists its product as uncharacterized. Lineage: Eukaryota; Metazoa; Arthropoda; Insecta; Lepidoptera; Tortricidae. The transcript has a single exon. Gene Ontology annotation, molecular function: zinc ion binding; nucleic acid binding. The coding region runs from base 1 to 4056 and encodes 1351 amino acids. The record is from RefSeq and is a predicted model, not a curated record.